Messenger RNA from Andrographis paniculata, 3490 nucleotides. Its product is annotated as ISWI chromatin-remodeling complex ATPase CHR11. Lineage: Eukaryota; Viridiplantae; Streptophyta; Magnoliopsida; Lamiales; Acanthaceae. Gene Ontology annotation, molecular function: DNA binding; ATP hydrolysis activity; ATP binding. Gene Ontology annotation, cellular component: nucleus; chromatin. The transcript has 25 exons. Gene Ontology annotation, biological process: regulation of transcription by RNA polymerase II; nucleosome organization. The coding region runs from base 76 to 3264 and encodes 1062 amino acids. The record is from RefSeq and is a predicted model, not a curated record.
UGAGUCUUUUUUGGAUUUUUGGCGACUGACGGUUUGUGAAUUUUUUUCCUCUCUCGGGCGAAAAAAAACCCUUGAAUGGCGAGGCCGGCGCUGGGGGAAAAUUCGUCGUCGGACGAUUCGUUGGCAAGUUCCUCGGAGGAGGAGGAAGUGAAGGAAGAGGUUAUUGAGGAGGAGGAUGAGGAGGAACUCGAAGCCGUUGCUCGGACUGCCGAUGCUUCUGAAGACGACGAUGAUGGUGAAGCUGCUCCGCAGGAGGAUGAAGAAAAUGAGGAAUAUGAUGCUAUUCCGAGCGAAAUUUCAAAGCGUGAGAAGGCCCGGCUCAAAGAAAUGCAGACGAAGAAGAAGAUGAAAAUACAAGAAAUAUUAGAUGCCCAGAAUGCUGCCAUUGAUGCUGACAUGAAUAACAAGGGAAAGGGCCGUUUAAACUAUCUCUUGCAGCAAACAGAGUUGUUUGCUCAUUUUGCCAAGGGUGAUCAAUCUGUAUCGCAGAAAGCAAAAGGAAGCAGGGGUCGCCAUGCAUCUAAGAUUACCGAAGAGGAAGAAGAUGAAGAAUGCCUCAAAGAGGAAGAAGAUGGUCUUUCUGGCACUGGAAAUACAAGACUUGUGGCGCAGCCAUCCUGUAUUCAAGGAAAGAUGAGAGAUUAUCAGCUUGCUGGUUUAAAUUGGCUCAUACGGUUGUAUGAGAAUGGCAUAAAUGGAAUACUUGCUGAUGAAAUGGGCCUUGGUAAAACUUUGCAAACCAUCUCCUUGUUGGGCUACUUGCAUGAGUUCAGAGGGAUUACAGGCCCUCACAUGGUGGUUGCUCCAAAAUCUACACUUGGCAAUUGGAUGAAUGAAAUCAAAAGGUUUUGUCCGGUCUUGCGUGCUGUAAAAUUUCUUGGGAACCCUGAGGAUAGAAGAUACAUACGGGAGGAAUUACUUGUUGCGGGCAAGUUUGAUGUUUGUGUCACGAGUUUUGAAAUGGCCAUUAAAGAGAAAACUGCCUUGCGCCGAUUUAGCUGGCGCUAUAUUAUUAUUGAUGAAGCUCAUCGGAUCAAGAAUGAGAAUUCUCUUCUUGCAAAGACAAUGAGGCUUUAUAACACAAAUUACCGACUUCUUAUUACCGGAACGCCACUUCAGAAUAAUCUUCAUGAACUCUGGGCUCUCCUUAACUUUUUGCUACCGGAAAUAUUUAGCUCUGCUGAGACUUUUGAUGAAUGGUUUCAAAUUUCUGGUGAAAAUGAUCAGCAGGAAGUUGUCCAACAACUUCACAAGGUUCUUCGGCCUUUCCUUCUUAGAAGGUUGAAAUCUGAUGUUGAGAAGGGUUUACCUCCUAAGAAGGAGACAAUACUGAAAGUUGGGAUGUCCCAGAUGCAAAAACAAUAUUACAGAGCAUUGCUGCAGAAAGAUCUUGAAGUUGUAAAUGCUGGUGGAGAGCGCAAACGCCUCCUUAAUAUAGCUAUGCAGUUGCGGAAAUGCUGUAAUCAUCCAUAUUUAUUUCAAGGUGCUGAACCUGGUCCGCCUUAUACCACUGGAGAGCAUCUUAUAGAAAAUGCUGGCAAGAUGGUUCUUCUGGACAAAUUGCUUCCAAAAUUGAAGGAGCGUGAUUCAAGGGUCUUGAUAUUUUCACAGAUGACCAGAUUGCUGGAUAUUCUUGAAGACUACUUGAUGUUCCGUGGAUACCAUUAUUGUCGGAUUGAUGGAAAUACAGGUGGGGAGGAUCGAGAUGCUUCGAUUGAUGCUUUCAACUCACCAGGAAGUGAGAAAUUUGUCUUUCUACUAUCAACAAGAGCUGGAGGUCUUGGUAUCAACUUAGCCACGGCUGAUGUUGUCAUUCUCUACGACAGUGAUUGGAACCCACAGGUUGAUCUACAGGCGCAGGACCGUGCUCACAGAAUUGGACAGAAGAAGGAAGUUCAAGUAUUCCGGUUCUGUACUGAGUACACAAUUGAGGAAAAAGUAAUUGAGAGGGCCUAUAAAAAACUUGCUCUUGAUGCCUUGGUUAUCCAACAAGGGCGACUGGCAGAGCAAAAGACUGUCAAUAAGGAUGAACUGCUGCAAAUGGUGAGGUUUGGUGCUGAAAUGGUUUUCAGUUCCAAAGACAGCACAAUUACAGAUGAAGAUAUCGAUAGAAUCAUUGCCAAGGGAGAGGAGGCAACAGCUGAGCUUGAUGCCAAGAUGAAGAAGUUCACCGAAGAUGCCAUCAAAUUCAAAAUGGAUGAUACCGCUGACCUGUAUGAUUUUGAUGACGAGAAGGAUGAAAGCAAGUUUGAUUUCAAGAAAAUUGUCAGCGAAAAUUGGAUUGAACCGCCCAAAAGAGAGAGGAAGCGCAACUACUCUGAAUCGGAAUACUUCAAGCAAACAAUGCGCCAAAGUGGUCCUGCAAAACCAAAAGAGCCGCGGAUUCCUCGCAUGCCACAGCUGCAUGAUUUCCAGUUCUUCAACACACAGCGCCUUAGUGAGAUCUAUGAAAAAGAAGUGCGAUAUCUUAUGCUGAUACAACAAAGAAAUCAGGUGAAAGAUACUAUAGAGGUUGAUGAACCAGAAGAUGUGGGAGACCCAUUGACAGCUGAGGAGCAGGAAGAGAAGGAGCAAUUACUCGAAGAAGGAUUUUCGACAUGGAGCAGAAAGGACUUCAACACUUACAUCAGGGCCUGUGAGAAGUAUGGCCGUACCGACAUCAAGAGUAUUGCUUUGGAGAUGGAAGGCAAGACUGAAGAAGAAGUCGCAAGAUAUUCUAAAGUUUUCAAGGAAAGAUACAAAGAAUUGAAUGAUUAUGAUAGGAUCAUUAAGAAUAUUGAGAGGGGUGAGGCUCGAAUUUCAAGGAAAGAUGAGAUCAUGAAAGCUAUCGGGAAGAAAUUGGAUCGGUACAAGAACCCUUGGCUGGAGCUGAAGAUCCAGUAUGGGCAGAACAAGGGGAAGUUAUACAAUGAAGAAUGCGAUAGGUUCAUGAUAUGUAUGGUUCAUAAGCUUGGGUAUGGGAAUUGGGAUGAGCUGAAGGCAGCCUUCCGGACUUCACCACUGUUCCGUUUCGACUGGUUUGUAAAGUCACGUACGACUCAAGAACUCGCAAGGAGAUGCGAUACACUUAUCCGGCUGGUGGAGAGGGAAAACCAGGAGUAUGACGAGAGGGAGAGGCAAGCAAGGAAAGAGAAGAAACAUGCAAAGAAUGCAACCCCGUCGUCCAAGAGAGGUAGGUUGGCGACAGAGAGUCCUCCUACUACCAAGAGACGGAAGCAGUUAUCCAUGGAUGACUAUCUGAGUUCGGGGAAGAAGAAGAAGUGAGUGACAAAGAGGAGGUAGAUAGAUAGAUAGAUAGAUAUCCAUGGAUGGAAUUAAGUAGGAAGGAGGCUGGGCUCAUACUUGAUAUGAUAUGAUAUGAUGCUGUCGAUCAAAUAGUAUAUCAAUCAGUAUUAUUAUUAUUAUUAUGGUAAAGUUGUAAGAGACUAGUGUGGGAGCAAGCUCAUUCCAAGUAGCAAUGUACUAUUAAAAUGGUAAGCUUUUCAUCUCA